Ochotona curzoniae (black-lipped pika) is the source of this 153-nucleotide messenger RNA. RefSeq names its product ribosomal protein L39 like (gene RPL39L). Gene Ontology annotation, molecular function: structural constituent of ribosome. Gene Ontology annotation, cellular component: ribosome; cytosolic large ribosomal subunit. The record is from RefSeq and is a predicted model, not a curated record. NCBI's taxonomy places the organism in Eukaryota, Metazoa, Chordata, Mammalia, Lagomorpha, Ochotonidae. Gene Ontology annotation, biological process: translation.
AUGUCUUCUCACAAGACCUUUAGAAUCAAGAGAUUCCUGGAAAAACAAAAGCAAAAUUGUCUCAUUCCCCAAUGGAUUCACAUGGAAACUGAUAAUAAGAUCAAGUAUAACUCCAAGAGGAGACACUGGAGAAGAACCAAGGCGGGUCUGUGA